Populus nigra (black poplar) is the source of this 607-nucleotide messenger RNA. RefSeq lists its product as uncharacterized. The transcript has 2 exons. NCBI's taxonomy places the organism in Eukaryota, Viridiplantae, Streptophyta, Magnoliopsida, Malpighiales, Salicaceae. The record is from RefSeq and is a predicted model, not a curated record. The coding region runs from base 269 to 586 and encodes 105 amino acids.
AGUGAUUUCUUUGCUGGCAAAGCUUUCGAGUGGCUGGCGGCAAUAUCCUGAAGAGAGAAACAUCGUUGUCCGACAUGGAACUUCUUCUGUACAGUUAGAACAAUACAGAGUCAAUGACCAGCUUCAUCUGAUUUGGACAGUGGAUAUAAUCGAGGAAAACUCAAACCACACACAAAUUCUCAAGGUGUGGGAUGUUUUACCAUUACCUGAUUUACCAAAACUAGCAAGGCAUCUCGAUGAUGUCUUUGGGAAUUAUACAGUUGAUAAGAUGAAUCGCUGCAAGCACAGAUGUAUAGAAGGGAAUUUGGUUGUUCCAAUGAGAUGGCCAAUGGAUUUCGUUGGUGCUGCCGCGCGUAGCAUCCCUGAAAUUGAUCAUGUAAAACUUCCGUCACAACCUUUGUCUUCACUUCUGGUGCGGACACCACAAGUGAAGACACAAGGUCCAUACCGCAGAUUAUCCGAAUAUAUAGAAAAAGACGACAAAAGAAAUCUCCGCAUAUCACUUUUUGGAUGGGAGCUCAUAUGCGUCUAUUUCAUUGUUUUUAUUUUGAUUAUUUGUGUUAUUCGGUUUGAAUUAAUGGAAUGAGCAUAAUAAUUGGAUGUUUUA